UGCCGGUGAGUGGCCAAAGUGAACCGAGACAGCGGGGAGUUCAGGCCCGAAUUUGGGGAGCGGCCUGAGGCCGUGGGGCGGGGUUGGAAGCAGCGGCCGUUCCAGCGAUGGCCGAGAGCGGGAGGAGGGGUCUCGGGAGUGAGACCCCGGAGAAGGUGGCUCGGCUGCUCCUGCUGGGGCUGUUGCUGGUGGAGGGCUGCUCGGCGCGAAUCCACCUGCUGGAGCUGACGGGGGAAAAGCGAGCUGCCAUCCACCUCAACAGCUUUGGCUUCUAUGCCAAUGGCACCUUGGAGGUCAACCUCAGCCGGCUGCAAUUCGACUUUGACCAGGCGGGCCAGGCCAAUGAGGUUGGCUUCAGCUUGUCCCGAGUCAAGCCCGACAGCAUCCGCUCCUAUAUGGCCACCGAGCCCCACACCUGUGCCUUGGAUCAGAAGAACAGCAGCAAUCUGCUCAUCCUCUUCCUCAUCAAAAUCAAGGAGAAGCGGGUCCAAGUCCACGAAUUUGGGGUACAGAAGAAGCUGCACAUACGCUCGGGGCUUCUCCCUGAGGGCUGGGAUGUGGCUGCCGAAUCCCAGAGCAGGAAGCUCCCCCAGCCCCAAUGGGGCAAUGGGACCGAUGGACCUAAUCAAGAUUCCGGGGAGCAACUACAGCCGGGACAAGAGGCAGAGAGCCAGGUGGCCAGUGGGAAAGGGGACUUGGUGUUGGCCCUGGGCCACCUGAACAAUUCCUAUAACUUCAGUUUCCACCUGGUGAUCAGCUCCCAGGCAGAAGGACUCUACAACCUCAACUUCCACAACUGCUAUAACAUCAAUCCUGGCCAGGAGAAGCCCUACAACAUCACUGUGAUGAUCCGGGAGAAGAACCCUGAGGGCUUCCUAUCCGCGGCUGAGAUCCCACUCUUCAAGCUGUACCUGGUCAUGGCUGCCUGCUUCUUGGGGGCGGCUUCCUCCUGGGUUUCCAUCCUUUGCAAGCACAGGCACAACAUCUUCAAGAUCCAUUGGUUGAUGGCAGCCUUGGCCUUCACUAAGAGCAUCUCUCUCCUCUUCCGGAGUAUCAACUACUACUUCAUCAACAACCAGGGCCAUCCCAUUGAGGGCCUGGCCAUCAUGUACUACAUCACCCAUCUGCUGAAGGGUGCCCUUCUCUUCAUCACUAUUGUCCUCAUCGGCACUGGCUGGACUUUUGUCAAGUACAUCCUGUCUGACAAAGAGAAGAAAGUCUUCAUCAUUGUCAUCCCACUGCAGGUCCUGGCCAACAUUGCCUAUAUCAUCAUUGAAUCCACAGAGGAGGGCACCAGUGACUAUGCCCUCUGGAAGGAGAUUCUCUUUCUGGUGGAUCUGAUCUGUUGUGGGGCCAUCCUCUUACCUGUGGUGUGGUCCAUUCGCCAUCUUCAAGAGGCAUCCAACAUGGAUGGAAAAGUGGCUAUGAAUCUGGCAAAACUGAAGCUGUUCCGCCAUUACUACGUCAUGAUCGUGUGUUACAUCUAUUUCACCCGCAUCAUUGCCAUCCUGCUUCGAGUCAUUGUCCCCUUCCAGUGGCAGUGGCUUUAUAAUCUGCUGGUGGAGGUGUCCACGCUGGUCUUCUUCGUGCUGACGGGGUACAAGUUCCGCCCAGCCUCCAACAAUCCCUACCUGCAGCUGCCCCAGGAAGAGGAUGAGGAGGACGACAUUCAGAUGGACCAAGUGGUGACAGAAUCGGGCCUGCGGGAAGGCCUAUCCAAAGGCAACAAGACAGCCAAUGGAUGACAGAUUCUCUAAGCUUGGCCAGAUGGGACCCCUGCUGCUGCUGGCCCUCAUCCCCGGGAUUUGGACAGUAUGAACUCCUUCUCUUCCCCCUGGCUGGGGCCCUCAUUCCAGAGUCUCAUGGAACCCCCGGCUCCCUCCCCCCUGCUUUGAGUUGGGGCCAUCUCCUUCCCUUCUCCCCACCCCCAAAACUGACUUCACCGUUGGUCCCCAGCCUCCUUGCACUUUUGGGAUGGCUUGGUUCUCACUCUUCCCCUCCCUCUCUCUGCACGUCUCCACAGUCGUGCACCAGGCCUGCUGGGACCAGCACCCCCUCCCUAUCACCCAUUCCCCUCUCCUUCACCUGAAUGGGUGGCUGGGCCUUGGAAGGACCAAACUGCUGGGGUGGGGCUAGGCCUCAUUCCCUUCUGUUACAGCCCCCAGACUCCUCCUUAGGGCCUCACCAGGGCCCACAUUGGGGCCAAGCUGGCUAUACAGGGGGAGGGAGCAGGGUUAGGUUCUGGGCCUCUAGCAUUCUCUGUCCUGGCAGGAAAGCGGCUGGAGGCAAGGGUGCAGCUGCAUGGGCUGCCACUUUGGGGAUAGGGGGUGGGGUUGGGGCAAUGAGUGGGGUGCAGGGGUUCUGUCUCCCCUCAGCUCAUUCUUAUGGUCAGACACCUCCCUUCCCACCCCCAAACUGGGCCUCUCCUUUCCUUGCCAAGGGUCCAGUUGUCUAGGUACGAAGGUCCGUCCCCUCUUUGCUUAAGUUAUUGUCCCGGACCUCGGUGGGGUUCCUCUCUUCCUGUUCUUCCGGCCCCUGCUCCCUCAGGUCGCGCUCUUUACUAUACUGUGUGCUAGCACCUGCUGGUGUACAAUAAUCACCCUCUUUUUGCUAA
Molecule: messenger RNA, 2614 nt
Organism: Ornithorhynchus anatinus (platypus)
Lineage: Eukaryota; Metazoa; Chordata; Mammalia; Monotremata; Ornithorhynchidae
Gene: GPR108
Product: G protein-coupled receptor 108
Exons: 18
Coding region: 108-1745 (545 amino acids)
Biological process (GO): transport
Cellular component (GO): Golgi apparatus; membrane
Source: RefSeq, a predicted model, not a curated record